AUGGUUAGUAGUGAUGUUGGUGAUCGUGUUAAUCUCGGUGUGCGAAAGUGCAGCAAUCUACGUGGAGAUAGCAAAGAAGACGAUUUCUCAAGAAGAAAAAACCUAACGAUUGGAAAGACUAUGCAUGUAGUUGGUGCUGUGGCCACUACUCCUCAAAAGGUGAGAGAUUGUGUUCGUGUAUGCCGUGAAGAGCUGCCUGGAAUAGUUCUUUCGAUGGCAAAAUCUAACGAUUGGAAAGACUAUGCAUGUAGUGGGUGCUAUAGAGCCAGUACUCCUCAAAAGGUGAGAGAUUGUGUUCGCGUAUGCCGUGAAAAGCUGCCUUGGUUGACUCUUUCUUAA
This is a messenger RNA of Arabis nemorensis, 339 nucleotides long. NCBI's taxonomy places the organism in Eukaryota, Viridiplantae, Streptophyta, Magnoliopsida, Brassicales, Brassicaceae. The record is from the annotation of a GenBank genome assembly.